AUGACCCUCUCAACCAGCCGGCAGCAGUUCCUGGCUUAUGAAUCUCAAACUCCAGAAGACAUCCACUAUGGAAGAAGGGGAGGAAUAUUCAUAUCAAACUGCAUUUGUGUAACAUUUAUAAUUUUCGCCGUCCUAAUUGCAGUCAUCGUCGGAGUUAUUGUGCACUUUAUCACCUACUUCAAGCUCUCACAGAAAACGGUAGACUUUUGGGAUGAAACGGAACCAUUUGGUCAAACAGGGUCACCAUCCCCUGACCUCAGAUUCCCAUCAUAUAUAAUACCGAGUUUCUACAGACUCAAACUAAAAGCGGAACUAGAAAACUCCACCUACUCUGGCGAUGUUUAUAUAACACUAAAAGCCAGUAAAAGUGUCAAAGAAAUUAUAUUACACUCUAAAAACCUCAGUAUUAGUAGCAACGCUAAGCUUACAGAACAAAUAUAUGAAAAAGUUGAAACUUUACGGUCCCCUAAAGUGAAGCGGGAAGCGCCAGAAGCCAAUGCCACCACCACCGCAGACAACACUACUACCGAAGUUCCUACAACAGUGGUUGUUGAUCAGAAUGCAACGACAGCAAUCGUACCAGAAACAACAACCAGUGACGAUAAUGCCACAGCUUUAAGGAUAGAUACUACGCCAGCUCCUACUCCGGUGGACACUGAAAUAAGUCAUAGUGCGGUGCGGACAAUCAAAAUUCUCUCCAUAGUGGAAGGUACAGGAGACAGACUGAUUUUAGGACUGGAGUCUGCGUUAAAAGCUAACGUAGACUAUGUACUGCAGCUGUCAUUUGAAGGUGCCAUCUCAAAUUCCUUGACUGGAUUUUACAAGAGUACCUAUGUUAAUGACAAAAAUGAAGUCAAAAACCUAGGGGUCACGCAAUUUGAGCCGACGUCGGCGCGGUCCGCGUUUCCUUGUUUCGACGAGCCAGCCUUCAAAGCAAAGUUUGAGAUUAGCAUCGCGCAUCCCGAAACUGUCACUGCGCUGUCAAAUAUGAAGAUAGUUGCGCAGGAGCCUGUCCCCGACCAACCCGGCUGGCAAUGGACGCAUUUCGACAGAUCAGUCAGCAUGUCUACCUACCUAGUUGCCUACGUUCUAUCUGAUUUCAAAUCCCUAGAAACGAGUUACACGAGCACAAAUAAUGUUACCAUACCAAUCAAGAUUUGGACUAGGCCCGAACUAAUAGGGAAGGCCAAAUACGCGUCAGUGAUUACUCCAAAGCUUCUCGCGUAUUAUGAAGAGGUGUUCGGUGUGCCCUAUGCUUUAGACAAAAUGGACCUCAUUGCUAUUCCUGAUUUCUCAAGUGGAGCCAUGGAGAACUGGGGGCUGGUGACCUUUAGAGAAACAACCCUUCUAUUCGACGAGGCAGAGAGCGUGCCCCGUGACAAGCAGAACGUGGCCAUAGACAUCGCGCACGAGCUGGCGCACCAGUGGUUCGGGAACCUUGUCACCAUGCGCUGGUGGACCGACCUCUGGCUCAACGAGGGAUUUGCGACCUAUAUCGAGUACGUUGGGGUUGAUCAUGUUGAACCGGAAUGGAAUAUGUUCGAAUCGUUCUCCCGCGACAAGAUGGACUUGCUUCGCUCCGACGCUCUGAAGAACACGUCUCCUGUCUCAAGGAAAGUGGAGGAUGCGUCAGAAAUAUCGCAGAAAUUCGAUGAAAUAUCCUACACUAAAGGAGCUAAUCUUAUAAGGAUGCUGAACCAUACAAUUUCUGAAGAACUGUUCCACAAAGGAUUGGUUAUUUAUUUGAAUCAAUGGAAAUACUCAAACGCGGAGGAGAACGACCUCUGGCACGCGAUGUCAAAGGCGACCCCGUCGGAUCCGUCGCUGCAGGACCUCAACGUGGUAGACUUCAUGAACUCGUGGACCAGGCAGGCCGGGUACCCCGUCCUUAGCGUCCACAGGGACUACGACAGUGGACGGGUCCAGUUUGAACAGCGCCUAUUCACGGCGGCAACAGACCCAUACCAGAAAAUGUUGGACCAACUAUGGCACAUCCCCAUCAGUUAUUGUAUAGUAGACUCGCCCGUGGACACCUGGACUUCUAAACCUAAGACCUGGCUCAAAGGACGCACUACUUCUGUCAACCUAGCUAUCAACGAUACGCAGGCGUUGUAUGUCAAUGUCGAUGCUAUUGGCUACUACAGAGUGAACUACGACAAGAAGAACUGGGAAUUAUUGAGCAUUGCCCUUAAAACUGGACAAAUUAAAUCUCCUAUAACAAAGUCACAGCUCAUAGACGAUGCCUUCAACUUGGCCAAAGUAUCCCAACUCAAUUAUAGUUAUGCACUUGGACUGACUACUUGUGUAAUCAAUGGGGAAGAUUCCAAAAUGGUCUGGGACCUUCUACUGAACAACAUGGCGUUUUUGAGACAUAACUUGAGGGCUACGUCUGGUUAUGUUUAUUUCCAAGACUACAUGAGAAUAUUACUGGCUAAGCAGCUAGAAAAAGUGAACUACGGCCUGUCGAAGCCGAAGGACGACAAUGAAGCGUUCCUGAUAGAGAACCUCGUCAUGUGGGAGUGUUACGUGGAGUCUCCGCGCUGUCUGCGCUGGGCGCGCGACCAGUUCGACAACUGGACCAAGCAGGAAGAUGUUAAUAAUAACCCUAUCCCCAGUUACCUCCGUGGCCUAGUGUACAACAUGGUCCUCCGCCACGGCGGUCGCACAGAGUUCGAGUUCCUGUACCGAGUGUUCCAGACUUCCACAGACCCUAAUGUCAAGACUCUCAUCAUCAACAACCUGCCCAGCACGAGGGAGGAGUCGCUUAUUACUUUGCUCCUGGAGCGGUCUCUGUCGGAGAUCCCGAAGCAGUACGCGGUGGCGGCGUGGAGCGUGGAGGCCCCGCUCGGGACGCGGCUCGCGCAGGACUUCCUGCUCACACACUUCCACCAGGUGUACGACAAAUUCACACAAAUGGACGCAUUCAUGUUCCCCGCCGUACUCAGUGGAAGCUUCGGGUUCAUCUCUACGGAGGAAGAACUUACCAGGCUGAAGAACUUCGCUCUAAAGCACAAGGAGCAGUUGAUGCCGAUGUCGCAGACUCUCCAGAAGUUGGUGGACACGGCCACGUUCCGCAUAGACUGGGUCAGGAAACACUCCGCCGGGAUCAGCAAGUGGUUCCAGGACUAUGUCUCCGGUAAAUCGCCGCUAUCACAAAUAAGUACAGUGGCCCCGUCCGCAGCAAGCCCGGCUGGCAACUCCAGUAUAUCGGCCGACACUACGCCGAGCGACAAUACGCCGAGUGGCACUACGCCGGACAGCACUACGCAGAGUAACACUACGACACCUGCCGCAGCGUAA
Molecule: messenger RNA, 3300 nt
Organism: Spodoptera littoralis (African cotton leafworm)
Lineage: Eukaryota; Metazoa; Arthropoda; Insecta; Lepidoptera; Noctuidae
Source: the annotation of a GenBank genome assembly